Molecule: messenger RNA, 458 nt
Organism: Chironomus riparius
Lineage: Eukaryota; Metazoa; Arthropoda; Insecta; Diptera; Chironomidae
Source: the annotation of a GenBank genome assembly
AUGUUACAAAAUAAGCAAUCUGGCACAGCCAGACAUACUGACAAACAGCAUACUGAGCAGUCCUGCCCUAAUACUUUCAGUACAUCUACAACCAAUCAACAAGAAAUCCCGCAAUCCGACCUAGUUGACAACAAUUUAUCUUCAAUCAAGCAACAAGAAGUUCCACAAAACUCCCAAAACAUAAAUUGUUUUGAUUCAGGUAUCAACGCUGAUUCACCACGUUACGUAUUAGUGGAAGAAGUCGCAUUGAAGAUUAUCAUUCAAUCUCUUGAUGAACUUAAGCUAGCUGUCAAGAUAUUGUGAGUGGAAAUCUGGAUUUAAGCAACAAUAUGCUGACUAAAAAAGUCAACUCGAAAGAAGAACUGGAACUGCUGUCGGAACAGUUACAAAAAGACGACUACAAAUCAAAAAUGGUGAUUAUCAUAUUAACAUUCAGCACAAAAAUUUGGAUUUGCUGA